UCCUGGCUGUGGAGGGGGAGGUCCACCACCAGGUCAGUGCGGGGGACCCGGCCCUGGGAACCCUGGACAAGGCCAGUGUGGAGGCCCUGGCCAAGGGUUGUUUGGCGGCCAUGGCCCUCCUCAGGUUGGUGACCCCAACAUGAUGAUGCCCUCUGAAUCCAUCAGACCUCCAUCAAGUACAGAAUUCACAACCUCUGCUGCUGCAUCAUUGAGAACGGAACUCCGCACAGAUCCAGACGAAUUUGCCAUGCCUGGUGAAGGUCUCCAACCUCUGAGCAAUAACAUUGUGACCAAAGUAGGUGAGGACCCCCAUGGUGACCUCCAUGAGAAAGGAUCCUCCAUCUGGUGCACAGGGACAAAUCACACUAACCGACUAUGCCAUUUUAGGAACUUGUGCUAUUUGUCUACAUUUGAUGACUUUGUAUUCUUUCAUUCUGAACACAGCACCAUCUAUGGGGUGCCGGAGAAUCGUUUCAAACCCGCUCUUCUAGAUCUCAGCACUAUUGAAGACCACAAUACACAGUAUUUUAACUAUGUUGACUUGCCCAUCAGUGCUCUUGAAAAAUUUGAUGUCACAGUUUCCAAGAUUACAACAUUGAUGUUUAAUCGCUUUUACAAUGAAAACAUCAUGCAUGUUCUUCAUGACGAUCUGAUUCCUGCAUUUCAUACGCUCCUUAUGAUCGCAAACGGAGACACAGAUGCCGUAAAAAACAUUCAGCUUCUACUCUCUGAUGAUCUGAGUGAUGGUGAUUUCUUCAAACUUUAUCAAACACUGUCAAAUCAUGAAAUAUUCUCAAGGAAGUCUCUACGGGAACAACAAAGGAAUAUCUGCUUUCAAGACAUUUAUGUUGGGUUGUCCACAGCCACUCUCUGGUAUCAGUAUGGUUACCACAAACCGCAAGGUCCACUCUCAAAUUAUAAAUCGUCCCUGAGUACCAUAAGGAAAUUCACAAGCUUUAUGAAAGACAAUUUGAAAUCGAGACGACAGGGAUUCAUGGGACACUUUAUGGGUGAUUAUUUCGUCUUAUUGAGUCGUAAGGAGAACAGAAAGAUAAUUAAUGAGGGUGACUUAAUAAUGGGGAUUGCCAAUCGCUUCAAAAUACAAGUGAGGACUCUUAGUCUUGAAGAGAACAAAGUGAGUGAGAUUAUUGAAGUUCUCCGGAGUGCUAGGGGUGCCAUUGGAAUGCACGGAUCAUUGCUUUCUCUUGCGAUGUUCCUGCCACCUGGAUCAGUCUUCGUCGAGCUGUUCCCAUAUGCAGUGAAUCCCUGGAAUUAUACUCCGUACAAAACCAUGGCGAAAAUUCCAGGGAUUGAUCUUGUGUACAGAUUCUGGCGGAACAAAAACAAAACUCGAACAUAUAUACAUCCUGACAAUGUCCCCGAGUAUGGUGGUAUCAAACAUCUGCAGAAAGACGUCCAGGAAAAAAUACUACAGGACAUUGAUGUCCCCCCUCAUUUCUGUUGUAAGGACCCUCAUUGGUUGUUCCGGGCAUAUCAAGAUACCCGUGUCAACAUCAAAACGGUGUUGAAAUUGAUUGAAUCUGGUAAGAAUGAAAGUGAGAAGUAUAUGAAAGCAAAGAAAUCUGUCAUACAUGUAACUGGUCUUCAUGCAGGAAAGGUGCAGUCAUUAUUGUGUAAACCAGUUAUAAAUGAGGGGACGCUGUCUUUGGUUGUUUCAUGGGAUAUGCCAUGGAAUUUGCACUAUUUUGAAAAUGUGGAUUUGAAGGUGAAAUUUGAGGUUUGGAUACAGGAAGUUGGGGAGGAGAAGUAUAAGGCGUGGAUUGUAGAGGGGAGGAAACAUACUUUGGGCUUGAGUGAGUUGAACCCGGGUGUAAAACAUCUGAUUUGGGUCCGGGCAAUUAUUGAGGAAAAGGUUGGUCCAUUCAAUGAUGCCUUUAUCUGUGAUCUAUAAAAAUGAUGGUAUUACAACAGUGGGUCCAAAUGUAGUUGCCUUUUGGUGUAACGGCAAACUUUUCUCCACAUGGUAUUUUAUAAAAUGUUUGUUCAACAGGCCAUUGAGUUACAUGAUUAGGGGGAAUGUUAGUUUUAGGAGACAUGUUGUCCUGUUCUUUCAAAAAAAAUUGCAAUAUGCACAUGCAGUAUCUAAAUGUACCGUCCAUUGCUCACCUUGCCGACAUUCCAAAAGGGUCAAACUCAGUAUGUCAAACAAUUGGUGAUAUGAAUAAAGACUAGCAAAUGCUUUUAUCUAAAACUCCAUGUACAUUUACACCAGACCUUUCUGUACAAAAUUGAAGUAAAAGCAUUUGCUAGACUUUAUUCAUAUCAGCCAUCGUCUUUGUGUUAUUUCGUUUAUAGCUUUUAAAGCAAAUUUCUAGAUACUGUGCCAUAGUUUAAUGAGAUGUAAAUGUGUAGUCAUGAUCUGUAUUACCUUUGGGGAUAGGUGACAGACAAUGUUCGAGUACAGGGCCUGUAAAUUACUGUCAAUAGUACAAAGAGUAUUUGAUGCUGCGUUCAUCCUCAUCCUCUGCUCAGAGCUCUGACUGUAAAUGUUACUUUUGAUAGGUCAAGAUAGUAAAAUGUGUUUUUAGAUUGUGCAUUAUUUAUCCAAGACUGAUAAUUUACUGCUAAUAAAACAAUGCUGUAGAUUACAUGUAGUACUGUAUUUACAUGAAAACAGAAAUGCAUAAAAUGGUGUGAUAUGCAUGGUCAGAUUUGUAGAUAACUGCUCUGCAAGCCUUGACCGACCAAUUUGCUGACAUAUCUUCAAAGUGAGCACUUCCAGCUGAGAUGCCAUCAGUCCUGUCUGUGCUAAAAGGUUAAGUGGGGGAAAGCCCCUGCCAUUGAUUUUUCUUUGACAUGCUCAUGCUCAUGAAUUGUGAAUACAAAAAGGAUGGCAAGGGUUACCCUGGUGCCAGGACUCCUGGGGCAGUCCAUUGUGUCCUCCAAAUUGGAUCUCGACAGGACUAGGCCGGUCCAUUGUGUCCGGAGUGUACCUUGGCCUUGGUGCUACCUUUCCCCACCUUUGCAUGUAUAUGUCCAUGUUUGUAUGAAAAAUAAAAUAUUUUUUCUA
Messenger RNA from Lineus longissimus, 3031 nucleotides. Its product is annotated as protein O-linked-mannose beta-1,4-N-acetylglucosaminyltransferase 2-like. Lineage: Eukaryota; Metazoa; Nemertea; Pilidiophora; Heteronemertea; Lineidae. Bases 140 to 1912 code for a protein of 590 amino acids. Gene Ontology annotation, molecular function: protein O-acetylglucosaminyltransferase activity; protein binding. The record is from RefSeq and is a predicted model, not a curated record. The transcript has a single exon. Gene Ontology annotation, biological process: protein O-linked glycosylation via mannose. Gene Ontology annotation, cellular component: endoplasmic reticulum.